This is a messenger RNA of Solea solea (common sole), 1701 nucleotides long. RefSeq lists its product as uncharacterized. Gene Ontology annotation, cellular component: centriole; centrosome; cytosol. The transcript is spliced from 6 exons. The record is from RefSeq and is a predicted model, not a curated record. The coding region runs from base 151 to 1569 and encodes 472 amino acids. Lineage: Eukaryota; Metazoa; Chordata; Actinopteri; Pleuronectiformes; Soleidae. Gene Ontology annotation, biological process: regulation of centriole replication.
AUUACUGCUCCACUGCACAGGAAUGUCCUGUCAUGGUCUGCGUGGCAGGGGCAAGAGGAGGAGAAUGUGUGUCUCUCCAAGAAAUAACAGUCUGACUACUCUCUGACGACUGCAAAUAGAGGAUUUGGCAUUGGACUUUCAAACCCGUUCAUGACUGCAAGUGCCACAGAUGUGGUCGGGAGUCCAGAGACUGGAAAGCUUUCCGGUCACUUUCCACCUCCAAGGACCUCGUCUGCCUCCAUCAGCUCCCGGUCGACCUGUGACGGGAUCCACUUCCCCAAACCUGCGACAAACUUUUCCGGGGGAAGAGUCUCAUUCACAUCCAUGAGCACGAAGAGAGUGUCAAACUCCAAACUGCAUGCGCAUGAACUGAAUUCCACCGGCGAUUCACCAAAUGAGCUCCGACAGGCCUCCACGCCACCUGAUGGAUUGCUAGUGAGAGAUCCAGGAAAGAGGAAACUCGUGCAACACCGUUGGAGCAACACAGAGGUCGGUUUAAAGCGAGAUGAAUUAGGUGGCCCACUAAUGAACCUGUCCUCACAGCCUUUGUACCGCACUUGUAUUCAUUGCAAAGUGCCUCUGAGGUCCGCGAGCUGUGUUGUGUUUAUAGACAAGUCACUUUCCAUUUCACUUGUGGACCCAGAGGGAGAAAGAGCAGGUGAGAACGCUUUGUACAGAUCCACCUUGUCUGUCCGCCUCGGUGUCGCGGACACCAAAGCCGCCAAAACAAAUGGGAGACACAGAACCACCAUGUCGAGCAGCAACAAACGCCAAGGGAGAGCUUUGGGUCGCUGCCGUGGCCCUCUAUCAAAGCUGCCGGGCCGCAAGGUCGAGCAAACAGCCCGUACUAAUGGCAGCAACAAAACUUGCAAUUUAGACGCACGGCAGCACAGCUCUUCUUUGGAAUUAUUGUCAUUCAGAGGACCAAAGCUGUCAAAUACAAAGGCUGGCAGGCAGAAGGGGAAUGCAGAUGAGGCUGCCUCCUCUUCCCGGAGCAAUUUCAGGCACAGGCAGCACAUUUUCAAUAUUGGCCCAGUAGACUCCAGAACGUGGAGCAAGAAGACGGACAGCGCAGGAGAGCCUGAGUGUCCAACAGAAGCCCAGAAAGUCUCCGUCUCAGAUGAGACCUGUUGUUCCCACUCACAGCUGAAGACGUUGUCUCCACACAGCACAGACGAGACCCUCAGCCUCAGAGAGGCUUUGGAGCUCUUCAGGCCAGACUUCAUCAGUCGGUCGCAGGGUCGGGUGAGGAGGCUGGAGCAGAGGGCCAGGACAAGGAGAGUGCUGCAGGGCUCCAAUCCAGACCUGCUGCAGGGCCUGAGGGAGGAUCCCGGCAAGCCGAGGAGGAACUGCACCACACCUCAUCCACUUAGUGAUAACCUUUUCAAGCCCAGAGAGAGGUCCAUAUCAGGCCGAGAGAUGCAGCUGAGGUCCAGACGGAUUUACAACAAGCUGCCAGAGGUGACGAAGAAAAAGGAAGAGGAGAAAAAGAAGACUGAAUCACAGACCAACAGAUUGAGAGCAGAGGUCUUUAAAAAGAAGCUGCUGGACCAGAUCCUGCAGAGAUAAACAGGAGCAGAGGCACACGGGGAUCAUUCACUGUUAUUGCAGCCCUUUGUCCUCUGUGUAAAGUGCAGUAUAUUAAGCCUCAUGCAACCUUUUUUUGGAAAAAAACAUGACGUUCCUUACCUUAAGAGCAAA